UUCAUGACUCAGCCAUUCAGACAGGAGAUAUACCAAACACGCACAGAGCGUGUUCGUGUGAACGCGCUAAGUAGGUUACCAUGGAUACCAACAGACCUAGCUAGCGUAGCUUGACUAGCAGGCUAACUUACAGCCAUAAAAACAUGUUUUAACAGUAAUAACGGAUUAUUAUUUCCCCCCCCCACCGUGUGUGUAGUUUGUUAGCUUGCUUGCGAGCUAGGCGGCUUGCUAACAGGUUAUCUAGGUAAGCUAGCUCCCCGGUGUCGGUGUUGAUCAUCAUGGGGAGAGAUGUGGAGGAGGUCGCGGCCGCUGUGGUGCGGGAAUAUCUCAGCAGAAAGGGUCUGAAGAAAACCAUCGCCUGCAUGGACGAAGAGUUUCCACGGACAAACUCGAGCAUAAACAACCGCUCGGAGCUGUGCCGAGUGCUCCACUUAGAGAGUCUGUACAAGAAGAAUAAGAGCGAAGAUCGGCCGCUGAAAACCAUGCUGGAGAUCAUGACGAAGGAGCGGAUGAAGAAGGCCGGAGACGUCAAAAAGCGCCCAGUCGAAGGGGAUGGGAGCGCGGAGCGUACCGCGUCGAAACCCGGUUCUGACUCCGCCGCCGAUGAAGAUCGCGUGACAAGGGGAAGAGAUCUCGCACAACCGCACACGGACGAGAUGAGGUCAUCUGAGACGAGCGCCGUGUCCCGGCUCGGCUCCUCGUCUCCGCCAGAGAUAGAAGGAAACCUCAACGCCAUGUCACCGACGGCAGGCCCGGGCUCGGAGCAGACGCUCGGAGGUGGGGACGGGCAGACAAGCAGGGGCAGCAGAAUGAGGAGAGGCAUCAUGGCAGGUCCUAUUGCUGCCUCCUCUCAGCAGGAAAACGCCAGGAGACGUGGUCCUGUCAGAAAGACCGCAGCGUCUCCGUCUCUUUUACCCAAGAACGAAGAAGAGGAUUCGUCCGGACGGAACCGGAGGAACUGGAGCAGCAGCACCACGGGCGCGUCACACACCGGAUCGGACGAGUUGAACGCCCUCGAGCGAGAAAGCACGCCGUCGAUCAGACAGACUGGACAGAGCGACAGAACGCCUCGACUCAGGGCUCACAGAAAUGACUCGGCGCCUAGUCCAAGACCGGAUGCUCUUCACAUGGCGGGAUUGGUCCUGGAUGACGUAGACGAUCGGGAAGUCUCGACCGGACUGCCCGCUGUUCCCAUUGAUAUCCUCUCGCGUCACCGUGUCUGGAAUAAACGUCCCAUGGACCAGAAAACAGCUAUCGCACUGAAGGAGAUCAUCUUCGGCUCCCCCGCGGCCUGCUUCAGCGAGGAAUGGAGAUGUCAGAGCUUCAGCUUUUCCAGCAGACCCGCUCUGAGAUACGGCAUCGUGCAGAAGAAGGGCGGGCCGUGUGGAGUGCUCGCUGCCGUUCAGGCCGCCGUCCUCCAGAAGCUUCUGUUCGGAGGAACCAGCACUGACGCACUUUCUGAGAGACUGUCCGACGCCACGAGGACGAAGUGCCUGACUGACGCCGUGGCUGGAAUCCUGUGGAGAGCUGCAGACAGGAAGAACGUCACCGUCGCCAUAAACUCAGGGAGGAGUCAGUUCACCCCCAUGGGCCACUACAGAUCUGACGGUGUUCUGGACAUGAUCACCUGCGUGGACGUUCAGAGCUUUGACGACUUAAAGCUGCUGAUCGAACAGCACGUUCAUCAGUUUGAGUCGGGUCCGUUCGGCUGCGUCUUGCUCAUCGUCUCUGCCGUCCUGUCCAGAACGAUUCACACGGUCAGAGGGGACAUGGACGUCCCUACUUCCACUCUGAUCGGCGCACACGGCUACUGCACGCAGGAGCUGGUAAACCUGCUGCUUUGCGGACGCGCGGUUUCGAACGUGUUCGACGACGAGAUGAAGCUCGACUCGGGAAACGGGAAUUUCACCCUCCUGAAGGGGAUCAAAGAGCGCUGCGACUUCGGACUGCUGUCGCUGUACGAGCAUUACAACAUCUGUAAGGUCGGCUCUUACCUGAAGAACCCCAGGUUUCCGAUCUGGGUGGUGUGCAGCGAGAGUCACUUCAGCGUCCUGUUCUCGCCGUGCGAGGAUCUGACGUCCAGCCGCCGGAGCCCGCGAGAGUUUGACCUGCAUUACUACGACGGCCUGGCCAACCAGCAAGACCCCGUCCGAUUAACAGUGUAUCCAGACUCGGCUGUAAAGAUGGCGGACGCCGAGGAUGUGGAUUCGGACCUCACGCCUCCGCUGGAGCUCUGCAUCAGGACCAGAUGGACGGACGCAGCCGUGAGCUGGAACGACAGCGAGCCCAUUCUCUGAUCAGCGGAUGGAUCAGAACGCUGGUCUCGGUUUCCUCACCCGCCUUCUCCCGCGUUUUUUUUUUCUUUCCCGUCCGUGUUUCUGCACGAGUGCACGCUACUCGCCUUCUUUUCAUCUCUUAUUUAUUCACAUAGCCUGCCGUCCUUUCCAUCGGCGGCGGCGCUGUCCUCAGCACGUCUCUGCGCGUUCCAUUCCGCUUGUACCACAGCGGUUUCCAGCGAUUCAUUUAACGUUUACAGGAGGAGUCUCCGGAGUGAGAGGUAAAACUGGAACGUCACGUUUCUCGACGUGUUCGGGACCGAGGACGCGUCUGUUAUAUAAUUCUCGUUAUCAUGACGAUGGGUUUGAAGCGAGGCUGCUGAGGGAACGAGUGUUUAUAGCUGCUAGAGCGUCGUUCCGUGGACGUUCCUCGACUACAAACCGAUCCGAACCAUGACGUUUUCUUUCGAUCGAUGAAAAAUCUUCACCCUCGGCAUGUCGCUGAGGCGCGAGAGGACGGAAACGGAUCAGGACCCGCCGUCGCACAGACACAUCAGAACUUCAGGACCCGGUACGAGGAAACGAAUCCCAGUGGAUUAUUAUGAUAUAUUUAAUAUUAUCCGAUCGUAUCAUACCCGCCUUUCUUUCUUCCCUCCAUCCACGCGCGAGCGGCUCCUGGCCUUUAUUCCCGUUUCGUUUAGAGAUCGGAUUUGAGAUCGGAUUGUCUGCAUGAAAGCGUCGUCCAGUCGAAUAAACGCAACACCGAGAGACGGCUACUAAAACGCCCGCGUCUAGAUCUCGUACCUCCGCGAGCCUCUGCAGUGGAGAUAAAAAGUUUACACACCCCAGUUAAAAUCGCUUCUUUUUUUUUUCUUUUCUGUUGUUUGUUUUUCACUCGAAUCACACACACACACACACACACACACACACACACACACACACUAAGGGUUCUAGUGUAAGAUGCCAGUACGAGACAACAGUGCUGAAUUACAGAACUAUUAAUGUUUAUAAUCAGCAAAAAUGACCAGAAUGACUCACAGAAUGUGUGUGUGUGUGUGUGUGUGUGUGUGUGUGUGUGUGUGAUACUAAACACAGUCUGAUAUUAUAAUAUCAGUUAUUACAGAAUAGUUUUAGAAAGCACAUUUUGUUUCACAUUUCUAGAGGGUGUGUGUGUGUGUGUGUGUGUGUGUGUGUGUGUGUGGUUUGAUCACAACCGGAUCUUCUGACAAUUUCCUGCUAAAUUGUCCCCAUCAGUUUAUACAGGACCAUCUGGCAUUUUUAAUUUUAGCUUUUCGGAUAACGGACCCCUUUCCACCCACGCACAAACGCAGCUCGAGCGUCCUUACCCGACCCUUUCCCCCGACACGCCGCACCCGGACGCACGACGACAGUGCGGCGUCACCUGACGUCCUUCUCCCGUCGAUACCGAGCGCAUGAAACCCCGCAUUCACCGCCUGAACGGAAGCUGCACACCAGCUUCACACAAGCGUGGCCGUUUUUUCUUCAUUCUCAGGGCAGCCUGUUCACCAAGUAAACCGCCACGUGUUCGCGGCACAGCUGAUGUACAUUUAGCCACGCCUCCGGAGAACGGUAAAAGGCCAAGCUCACUCAAAACGGCGACCGAAGGACGAAAAAGCGCCCCUUUAAGCGCGGCGUGUGCUAAAUCUUCCAGUAAUGCGGCUCAGCCGCCGCAGCGUGUUUAGGUAACACCGUAGAAACACACUAACUCCUCCUGCUCCCUCCUUUUAUACGGCGCCAUUACUUUCGUCCCGAGUAUUAAUUUAUCCGCCUUAACGUCUGGAUUCGUCGUCGAUGGCUUCCGAUCGGGUUUUGGACGGAUGUUAGGUCUGACCCCAUCCUUUCUACAAGUUCGGAAAUGCAAAUUUUGUUCACGCCAACUAUCGUCUCUAACAGGACUGACUAGCAUGCUAGCGUUCGUCUCCACAGAGUUAGCAGCGACUCGCAUGUCUAACGUACGUAUUACUUAUGAACCACGGACUUAAAAAACCAUCCGUUAACAGUCGCAUUUGCCGCCGCGGAAUUAUUAACCGGAGACGGUUGAUAAAACGAGGAUGUGGCAACCUGACAGACAGCUUUUCUUUUGUGUCCGAUCGCUAUUUCAUUUAUAAACGUGCACGAAAAGUAAAGUAUUAACCAUUAACGCAGUUUCCUUCACAACGACAAAUAUACAAGAUUCAAAACAUUCAUAAAAUCUACAAAAUGUACCGUCUGGAUUCACUGUAACUCCACUUUAUCCUGAAAUAUACGCAUUAAAAUACUUCAAAAUGUC
Ictalurus punctatus (channel catfish) is the source of this 4566-nucleotide messenger RNA. It is a transcript of the gene mindy4, whose product is annotated as MINDY lysine 48 deubiquitinase 4. The transcript is spliced from 18 exons. The record is from RefSeq and is a predicted model, not a curated record. Gene Ontology annotation, biological process: protein K48-linked deubiquitination. Bases 279 to 2297 code for a protein of 672 amino acids. Gene Ontology annotation, molecular function: cysteine-type deubiquitinase activity; K48-linked deubiquitinase activity. Lineage: Eukaryota; Metazoa; Chordata; Actinopteri; Siluriformes; Ictaluridae.